This is a messenger RNA of Lytechinus pictus (painted urchin), 5540 nucleotides long. Its product is annotated as zinc finger protein 678-like. Gene Ontology annotation, biological process: regulation of DNA-templated transcription. The record is from RefSeq and is a predicted model, not a curated record. The coding region runs from base 55 to 2715 and encodes 886 amino acids. The transcript has 7 exons. NCBI's taxonomy places the organism in Eukaryota, Metazoa, Echinodermata, Echinoidea, Temnopleuroida, Toxopneustidae.
UCCUAGGAAAAUCUUGGUUUCUUCACUUCGGAUUCCAAGUAAAGUGAUGCCACCAUGCCUCUGCCAAUGACAGAUGAAUAUUCAGAUGUCCAGGUUUACUUCACAGCCAAUGAAUGGGCAGAUAUCAGCGAUUACGAAAGGAUUUGUAUCCAGAAUGUCAAGGAAAACUAUGAGAUGAUGAUACAAGUUGGGGUACAGGUCAACCCACCAAUGUUCAUGCAGCGUCAGCAAGGAAUUCAUAAACAGAUAAUUGAGGAAAGUGACGAUAAGGGGACAGAGACAAAAGGGUCUUCUGACGUUCAUAAUCAACAGGGAAAUACAUGUCAUGCAGAGAAGAAUGAGUUACAUAAAGAGAAUUUGAAUACAUUUACUAUAAAAUUAGAGACUGAGUAUGAUGAUGAUGGCAAUCUGCUAGGUGAGGCUUAUCACAAUGCGGAAGGGAAAAUUACUGAUCUGGAAUGGAAGAACUAUGAUGAAAUUACCCAGACACAAACCAAUCCAAUAUUAUCACGUGAUCAGAGGACCAAGUCAGGUGAUCUCAUCUCUCCAUCGUGUGACCAGAAGGCAAAAAUAGGUGAGGCUAAUCACAAUGCAGAAGGGAAAAUCAAUGAUCUGGAAUGGAAGAACUAUGAUGAAAUUACCCAGACACAAACCAAUCCAAUAUCAUCAGGUGAUCAGAGGACCAAGUCAGGUGAUCUCAUCAUUCUGUCAUGUGAUCAGAAGGCAGAAGAAGCUUCAGGAGGUAGCAAGACUCUAACCCAAUUCCAAUCCAUAAUUGAAAAGGAUUGUGAAAUCUACAGAUGCGGGUAUUGUGGAUCAGUCUAUGCUAUUCCUCUCAUCUUAGCAAGGCAUCUCAAGUACAAACAUGGGCUUAAUGGUGUUGUCUUGCCAUCAUAUGCGUCAAAGGAAAGCAUUUUAAAGUUUGUUGAAGGAGAAAUGCAAAAAUCCAUGUGUGAAAUUAAUGAUUCUAUGCAUGGUGAAAAGAUAAUUUUGAAAACAGGAAAUAUGGAAAAUAUGAUACUUGAAAAGAAACCUUAUGUAUGUAAUCAGUGUGGUAAGGCGUUUAUUACUGUAAAUCAUCUAACAACACAUACACGAAUCCAUACAGGUGAAAAGCCCUUUGCAUGUGAUCAAUGUGGUAAGGCAUUUUAUAAAAAAUCCAAUCUCACAGUACACAAACGUAUCCAUACAGGUGAGAAGCCCCAUCGAUGUGAUCAAUGUGGUAAGGCAUUUAAUCAUAAAUCUCAUCUUAAAACACAUAAACGCAUCCAUACGGGUAAAAAGCCCUAUCUAUGUGAUCAAUGUGGAAAGGCGUUUAAUGAAAUAUCCAAUCUCAUAACACAUAAACGAAUCCAUACAGGUGAGAAACCCUUUGCAUGUGUUCAAUGUGGUAAGAUGUUUAUUCAAAAAGCUAGGCUCACAAGCCAUAAACGAGUCCAUACUGGUGAGAAGCCCUUUGAGUGUGAUCAGUGUGGUAAGGCAUUUAGUGACAGAAGUUCAUUGAGAAAACACAAACGGAUCCAUACAGGUGAGAAGCCCUAUGUUUGUGAUCAAUGUGGUAAGGCAUUUUAUAAAAAAUCCAAUCUCACAGUACACAAACGUAUCCAUACAGGUGAGAAGCCCCAUCGAUGUGAUCAAUGUGGUAAGGCAUUUAAUCAUAAAUCUCAUCUUAAAACACAUAAACGCAUCCAUACGGGUAAAAAGCCCUAUCUAUGUGAUCAAUGUGGAAAGGCGUUUAAUGAAAUAUCCAAUCUCAUAACACAUAAACGAAUCCAUACAGGUGAGAAGCCCUAUGUUUGUGAUCAAUGUGGUAAGGCAUUUUAUAAAAAAUCCAAUCUCACAGUACACAAACGUAUCCAUACAGGUGAGAAGCCCCAUCGAUGUGAUCAAUGUGGUAAGGCAUUUAAUCAUAAAUCUCAUCUUAAAACACAUAAACGCAUCCAUACGGGUAAAAAGCCCUAUCUAUGUGAUCAAUGUGGAAAGGCGUUUAAUGAAAUAUCCAAUCUCAUAACACAUAAACGAAUCCAUACAGGUGAGAAACCCUUUGCAUGUGUUCAAUGUGGUAAGAUGUUUAUUCAAAAAGCUAGGCUCACACGCCAUAAACGAGUCCAUACUGGUGAGAAGCCCUUUGAGUGUGAUCAGUGUGGUAAGGCAUUUAGUGACAGAAGUUCAUUGAGAAAACACAAACGGAUCCAUACAGGUGAGAAGCCCUAUGUUUGUGAUCAAUGUGGUAAGGCAUUUAAUCGAUCUGGUGAUCUCACAAGACAUAAACGCAUCCAUACAGGUGAGAAACCCUUUGUAUGUGUUCAAUGUGGUAAAGUGUUUAGUCUAAAAGCUAGGCUUACAAGCCAUAAACGAGUCCAUACUGGUGAGAAGCCCUUUGAGUGUGAUCAGUGUGGUAAGGCAUUUAGUGACAGAAGUUCAUUGAGAAAACACAAAUGGAUCCAUACAGGUGAGAAGCCCUAUGUUUGUGAUCAAUGUGGUAAGGCAUUUAAUCGAUCUGAUGAUCUCACAAAACAUAAACGCAUCCAUACAGGUGAGAAACUCUUUGAAUGUGUUCAAUGUGGUAAAGUGUUUAGUCGAAAAGCUAGCCUCACAAGACAUAAACGAGUCCAUACUGGUGAGAAGCCCUACAUGUAUGUAUAUGAUCAAUGUGGUAAGGCAUUUAAUGAAAAAUCCAAUCUCACAGUACACAAACAAAUCCAUACUGGUUAAAAGCCCUGUGUCUGUGAUCAAUGUGGUAAGGCAUCAAAUACAAAAGCUCACUGCACAUAAACGAAUCCAUCCAUGUGAUAAACCCUAUGGCCCGAAUUCACAAAGGUGGUUUUGAAAACCCACGGUUGAAUCCAUGGUUUAUGCAGAUUUCCUGUAUAAAUUACGCUUAAUUUAGCGCGUAUCGGGCGAGUGUAUAAAAAAUGUCCUAUGCUGAUGCACGCUUUUGUCACAGUGCGCCAAAUUGACGCCUGUUACCAUGGUUAGAUACGCUAUUUUAUUCAUGAGUCCACUGUUUGAAGAGUGGACUCAUGAAUAAAAUAGCGUGGAUAACCAUGGCAACAGACGUCAAUUUGGCGCACUGACAAAAACGCGCAUCAGCAUUGGACAAUUUUUAAUAAUAUAGGGUCUUUAUAUUGUGCACAUAUCCACCUUGUUAGGUGCUCAAGGCGCUCCUAUAUUACCCAGCUAAGCUAGGCGUUCAUUGCGCACACAGCUUUUUAAGGAAUUACUUCCUACCGGUACCCAUUUACCUCACCUGGGUUGAGUGCAGCACAUUGUGGAUCAGUUUCUUGCCGAAGGAAAUUACGCCAUGGCUGGGAUUCGAACCAACGACCCUCUGUUUCAAAGUCCGAAGACUAAUCCACUGGGCCACAACGCUUAAUAUACGCGGUAAAAUAAGCGUAAUUUAUACAGGAAAUCUGCAUAACUCAUGGACUCAACCGUGGGUUUUAAAAACCACCUUUGUGAAUUCGGGCCUAUGUUUGUGAUCAAUGUGAAAGGGCAUACCCGGUAAGUCCUUUGUGGUUGAUUAAAGAAAAUAAAAACCCACACUUCAUAUUCUCUGCCGAAUUUUCAUUUCAGGGGAUUUCUUUUUCCCAAAGAGAUUUGAUUUAUGUAGAUUCAACGUACUGUCCCUUUUCAUCUUUGAAUUCAUUGCAAGCCAGGCUAUUUAAACAUUCGUCAUCUGUAAAUAUUAUUAAAGGUUGAUUUUUACUUCUUUUGACAUCUUUAUCAAACCAAUAUACCAUUUGAUGAAUAUAAAUUACAUUUAAGUACAAACAGUACAGGCCAAAAGUUUGGGGCCACCCUCAGAUUUAAAUGAUAAUCAAACAUUACACUGCAUUCUACAUAUAAGCAAAUGUAUUGAUACUGAAUGGGCCAAGACACUUCCAUUACAUCACACAAGCAUGUUUCCAAGAACCCUAGCUGGUUUUCUUUAUAUAUUCAUAUUUAAUGCAAAAUUUUAAGGUAUGGAUAAAAUUUGAAUAUAUUUAAACCAAUGGUUUUUGACAAUCUAGAAGUUUGUCCUAGAGGUGGUGACAUAGCACCAAAUAAUAUCUGCAAACUGGAUUCUAGCAGAAGGUGAUUGAAGGUUUGCAUGGUGGCAUAAACAAUCCCUGAAGUUGUUUAUAUGGUGCACAAUAUGUAAAGACCUGGAAAGGACUGAGAUAAAAGUGGAUAGAGGCAGAAGAUAAAUGGAGAGGUUAGAAAGUAGAGUAUCUUUCGGAAAUGAGUGUAGUCUUAAAGAGGACUGUAAACCAGAAAGAGUGGAAAGCUUGAGCAGUAGGCAGGAUGAGAGUCUUGAGUGGAAGGCUGGUUGAGAUGGAGGGGUGAGAGAAGAUUGAGUUGAAUAUCUGCAGAUUGACAUGAAUUAUUUGCUGCUAUGUCAGACAAGCCUCUGACAAGCUUUCAGGUUGUCAAAAAACAACCUUUGCUUUAAAUAUUCAAAUUUUAUGCUUACCUUAAAGUUACGCAUAUAAUUUGAAUAUAUUAUGAAAACAGACUGGGGUUUGACAAAGUGCGAUCAGAAACAGUUGGAAACAUGCUUGUGUGAUGUCAUGGAACUGCCAAACCAAACACAGAAUCACUGUAUUUGAAUGAAUGCAGAACGCAGUGUAUUGUAUGAUUUUCUUUAAAUCUGAGGGUGGCCCGAAAAUUGUAGCCUGUACUCUAUAGACAUUAUUGUAUCCCAUUAUGCAUACAUGUAAGAAUCCCAGCCUGUUUGAUGAGCGACUCUUCCUCGCUGAAGUUAUGUAGAAAAUGGAUUGUUUUCACUUUCUCAUACAGGACCAACAAUGACAUUUUAAAUUAUUUACUGGCAUACGAUUGAUAUGUCCUGUUUGCCAUGUAUUCCUAUAACAGGUAAAGUACACCCCAGAAAAAUGUUGAUUUGAAUAAAUAGUUAAAAAUCAAACUAGCAUAACGCUAAAAAUUUCAUCAAAAUAAGACAGACGAUGAUGUCCUUCACGCACUAAUUCUUUUGUUUUUUAUUGUUUGAAUUAAACAAUAUUUCCUAUUAUACAGAAUUGAAAUGAAGCACCAACUUGACCAAACCACAUAUAUUAAACAAUGCUAAUUCCACAAGUUCAGGGAGUAAUUAAUUGUUGUUUCACUUGACAAUGAGGAGAAAAUUAAAAUAUUACAUAUAAUGAAAUACAAAAGAGUGAGUGGAUGACAUCAGUCUCCUCAUUUGCAUAUCAUGUGCAUAUAGCUGUUCUGUGAAAUUAAGCAAAAGUUAAAAUGUUUUAAGUUUCUCAUUUUACAACUGAUUUUGAUGAAAUUUUCAGUGUUAUGCUUAUUGGAUUUUUCUCAGUCUAUUUAUUCAAAAAAAAUUGUUGGGGUGGACUUGCCCCUUAAUUUUCAGUAGUUGACAUGUUUAUUUUAUUUUUUUUGGAAGCAUGCUUUAUUAUGAAGACUAAGUGACUUGAUAGAGAUUUUACAGAAUUCAAUGUAAAUGCAUUAUUAAUGUUGAAGAAUAUCAGGAGUAAACUUAACAAAUAUAUGAGAAUGAUGGCAUAUUAAAGAGAGAACUGGUAAAAUAUUAA